CGCACCCGAGACCUGCGCUCACACGGGGAGAGAUUAGACAUUUGUAUUCUUUAAUGAGUUUUACAUAUAGAACAAUCCACGUGUUUUUAUUCGUGUAAAUACAUUUAAGAAAAAUGUUUUGGUCUUUGGACCUAGCUUUUAAAUUCCGUCUUUGGAGUCGCUUGCUUUCAGUGCAGCGCGCGUGAGCUGAUUCACCUGCUCGAGACGCGCUUCCGCCCGAUAGAUAUUGUCAGUAGAUAUGAAAGGUGUUGUAAAUUAUUGUUUCACAUGAGUUCGUGGGAAUAAGCAGCAGACGGUGUUGAAGAAGUCGUGGACAUGGAUGCGGUACCGAAAGAUGGGGCCAGUUUGGCUGACCCCAGCAAGACGGACACACUCAACUCAACGGGUUCAGCAGGGCAAAGGAGAGCUGGAGGAACCAAGAAGCACACACAAGCUAACAAAUCAGCCCUUCGUGCACCCAGAGCUCUGUGCUGCCUCACUCUCAGCAACCCUAUACGCAUGGCAGCACUGGCCCUGGUGGAGUGGAAGCCUUUUGAUAUAUUCAUAUUAUUGGCCAUCUUUGCUAACUGUGUUGCCCUUGGUGUGUCCAAACCAUUUCCUGAAGAUGAUUCCAAUGCCACCAACCACAAUCUGGAACAAGUGGAGUAUGUGUUUCUGGUCAUUUUCACCAUCGAAACAUUCACAAAGAUUCUGGCGUAUGGUCUGGUCAUGCAUCCCAGCGCCUACAUCCGCAGCGGCUGGAACUUGCUGGAUUUUGUCAUUGUCAUUGUUGGUCUUUUCAGCGUUAUAGCUGAGAUGGGCGAGCACAAACCCGGAGAGGCCCAUCACGCUGCAGGUAAACCAGGCGGUCUGGAUGUCAAAGCGCUGAGAGCUUUCAGAGUACUGCGACCCUUGCGCCUGGUGUCCGGUGUGCCGAGUUUGCAGAUUGUGUUGAACUCCAUCAUGAAGGCCAUGGUGCCUCUGCUCCACAUCGGUCUGCUGGUCAUGUUUGUCAUCAUCAUUUACGCCAUCAUUGGGCUGGAGCUCUUCAUAGGCAGGAUGCACAAGACCUGCUUCUAUGUAGGAACAGAUCUAAUGGUGGACGAUGAUCCAACGCCAUGUGCUUUUGCUGGUAAUGGUCGAUUCUGCGUGGGGAACAACACCGUGUGUCGGGGAGGAUGGGAGGGACCCAAUGGAGGCAUCACCAACUUUGACAACAUCUUCUUUGCCAUGCUGACUGUGUUCCAGUGCAUUACUAUGGAGGGCUGGACUGAUGUGCUCUACUGGAUGAAUGAUUCCAUCGGGUUUGAGCUGCCUUGGAUUUAUUUUGUGUCUCUGGUCAUUUUUGGAUCUUUCUUUGUCCUCAAUCUUGUUUUGGGUGUGUUGAGCGGUGAGUUCUCUAAAGAGAGAGAGAAGGCCGUGUGUCGCGGUGAGCUGCAGGAGGCCCAGGAGAAACAGCAGAUGGAGGAGGACAUGAUCGGUUACAUGGACUGGCUCAUCGAAGCAGAGGACAUGGAUGAGGAUGGAAAUAAACGUGCUGUGGUGGCUAAGAAAAAGAUGAUGAAGAAAUAUGGCUGGUACAAACACAGUGAAGAUGGAGAAUCGGAUUCAGACUCUGAGUUUGAAGCGUUCCUGGAUGAUGACGGUGGCUGCUGUGCAUCUAUAAUGGCACGACUGAUGGCUAUAAGCUUCUGUGAGCAGCUGUACCACUUGAAUCUGGUCAUCAGGAAGAACUGCCGUGUGGCUGUCAAAUCCACCAAUUUCUACUGGCUGGUGCUGCUGCUGGUGUUCCUCAACACUGCCGCCAGCGCCUCUGAGCACUACGGCCAACCCCAGUGGCUCACUGACAUACAGGAACAAGCAAAUAAGAUCCUUCUGGCUCUGUUUACGCUGGAGAUGCUGAUGAAGAUCUACAGCUUCGGCUUUCAGAUCUACUUCAUGGCGCUCUUCAACCGUUUCGAUUGUUUCGUGGUGUGUGGUGGGAUUCUGGAGACGGUGCUGGUGGAGAUGGAUGUGAUCCCGCCCAUCGGGAUCUCUGUGCUGCGCUGUGUCCGUCUGAUCCGUAUCUUCAAAGUCACAAGACACUGGGCUGCACUAUCAGACCUGGUGAGCUCUUUGCUGAACUCUAUGAAGGCCAUUUGCUCCCUGCUGCUGCUGCUCUUCCUCUUCCUCAUCAUCUUCGCUCUCCUGGGCAUGCAGCUCUUUGGCGGAAAGUUCAACUUUGAUGAGACUCAAAUGAAAAGAAGCACCUUUGACACUUUUCCAUCUGCCCUGCUCACCUGUUUCCAGAUCCUAACAGGAGAGGACUGGAACUCCGUCAUGUAUGAUGGCAUCAUGGCGUAUGGAGGACCAAUAUUUCCCAAUAUGAUUGUCUCUAUUUACUUUGUCAUUCUUUUUGUCUGUGGUAACUACAUCUUGUUGAAUGUCUUCUUGGCUAUCGCUGUGGACAACUUAGCCGGAGACGGAGGCAAAAAGAAAAAAGAAGAGAAAAAAGAAGAGGAGGAGGAAUGGGAGGAUGAUGAAGACAGAGAGGAAGACGAAGCUGGAAAUGAUGUGGACGAUUGGGAAGAGAACGAAGAGUUGAGAGCAAUUGAAGGACUUGAGGGUAUAGGCACUCCAAUGAAAGUUGAAAGUUUUCAACCCAAAGAGAAAAUUGUACCCAUUCCUGAUGGAAGUUCCUUUUUCAUCCUUGGAAAGAAAAACUGUCUCAGAGUCGCCUGCCACAACCUCAUUCAUCAUCAUUACUUCACCAACUUCAUCCUCAUCUUCAUCAUAUUCAGUAGUUUUUCAUUGGCUGCUGAAGACCCAAUCAAAACUCAUUCUGUCAGGAACGUUAUGCUGGGCUAUGCUGAUUAUGUCUUUACCACCGUCUUCACUAUUGAGAUCAUGUUGAAGAUGACUGUGUAUGGAGCUUUCCUUCAUCAAGGCUCCUUCUGCAGAAACGCCUUCAACCUGCUGGACCUUCUAGUCGUCAGCGUAUCCCUCACCUCUUUCUUCUUGCAUUCAAGUGCCAUUUCUGUGGUGAAGAUUCUUCGAGUAUUGCGAGUGCUCAGGCCUCUUCGAGCCAUCAACAGGGCAAAGGGACUCAAGAGCGUGAUUCAGUGUGUGUUCGUGGCCAUCCGCACUAUUGGCAACAUCCUCAUCGUCACCACUCUCCUCCAGUUCAUGUUCGCUUGUAUUGGUGUGCAGCUUUUCAAGGGCCGGUUCUACAGAUGUACAGAUGAGGCGAAACAUACACCUGAAGAGUGCAAGGGCACAUUUGUGGUGUUCAAAGAUGGUGAUAUGAACCAUCCAAUGGUGAGGGAGAGAGUUUGGGAGAACAGCGACUUUACCUUUGACAACGUGUUGAUGGGGAUGCUGGCGCUCUUCACCGUCUCCACGUUUGAGGGCUGGCCACAGCUCCUAUAUAAAGCCAUUGAUGCUAAUGCAGAGAACAGAGGCCCCAUCUAUAACUACCGUGUUGAGAUUUCCAUCUUCUUUAUCAUCUACAUCAUCAUCAUCGCCUUCUUCAUGAUGAACAUCUUCGUGGGUUUUGUCAUCAUCACCUUCCGUGAGCAAGGAGAGGCUGAGUUUAAAAACUGUGAACUAAAUAAAAACCAGCGGCAGUGUGUGUAUUACGCAUUGAAAGCUCAGCCCAUAAAGAUUUACAUCCCCAAAAACCCCUCUCAACUCAAAUUCUGGAAGAUCAUCAAUUCCUCUCAGUUUGAGUACAUCAUGUUUUUGCUCAUUCUGCUCAACACGCUCACACUGGCUGUACAGCACUAUGAGCAAUCCAAACUCUUCAACUUUGUGAUGGACAUCCUGAACAUGAUCUUCACUACGCUCUUUACUGUUGAGAUGAUCAUCAAACUUCUGGCUCUGAGACCUUACCACUAUUUUAUAGAUGCCUGGAACUCUUUUGAUGCUCUGAUAGUGGUGGGCAGUUUGGUGGACAUCAUGAUAGCAGAGUUCAGUGGUGGAGGAGGCCAUGGUGAGGGGAAAGAAGGGGAGAGUGCCAAAGUGUCCAUCACCUUCUUCUCUUCAAGAGACUGGACUGUGCUGGGCACUCAUCACCUCGAUGAGUUUAAACGAGUCUGGUCAGAUUACGACCCAGAGGCCACGGGACGGAUUAAACAUCUAGAUGUAGUCACCAUGUUGCGCAGAAUUCAGCCUCCACUGGGCUUUGGGAAACUCUGUCCACAUCGAGUAGCCUGUAGGAGAUUGGUUGCUAUGAAUGUGCCUCUCCAUCCUGACGGCACCGUGUCUUUCAAUGCCACUCUGUUUGCUCUCGUCAGAACGUCACUCAAGAUUAAAACAGACGGCCCCAUUGACCAGCAGAACGAGGAGCUGAGAGCUAUCAUUAAAAAGAUCUGGAAACGCACCAAACCCAAACUUCUAGAGGAAGUUAUACCUCCUCCUUCAGGGAAUGAGGUGACUGCAGGAAAGUUCUAUGCCAGCUUCCUGAUUCAGGACUACUUCAAAAAAUUUCGCAAGCGAAAGGAGAAAGAGAGGAAGAAGAAAGGCAAGGACAAGUCAGCCUCGCUCCAGGCCGGGUUACGCACACUACAGGAUCUGGCCCCAGAGAUGCGGCUGGCUAUAGCGAUGGAGGAUGAGGAAGGGCUGGAGGGGGAGAUGAUGGAAGAAGAGGAGUUCUUCAGGAGUGACAGUGUCUUCAGUGAUGCUCCUCCCACAUCGGCCAUGUCCACUCCCAGAAGCACCCCUAUGCCGCCCCAUCUGGACGAGACCACAGUGAGCAUUGAGCUUCCUCCUAGAGUACACAGUGGGAGCUUUAUGCUGGAGGAGGCCCUGGUGGACUCCCGCCCGGCCUCUGCCCUCUCCGAAAACACAGUGAUAAGUGAACAGCCUCAGAGUUUGUCUCCCCUGCUCAGCAGGUGGGCCUCCAGUCACAGCAAACUCACCCCAUUGUGGAUACUGAAUAACAACCAAAGGACUGACACAACCAGAGCUUGUGACUAUAUUCCUUCCCCAUCCCCGGAUGGAGGAAUGCAAAAUGGAGGAGUCACAGGAGGAGUCAUCACUCCGGGAGGAGUCACAGGUGGAGGUGAAGGAGUCACAGGAGGAGAAGGGGGAGUGAUGGGAGGAGGAGUCACAGCGAUGCCAUAUCCUACAGAGCAAGGCGAUGUCAGCAAGGAGGAGCCUCAGUGUGCAGUCUCAAAUGAUAGACAGUGGUUUCCUGAGGUUCCUCCAGCACAAACACCAGCACUUAAUGUGAGCAGUGAAAGUGUGGCGCCAGUUCAGCCCAGUAACAUUGACAACAACAGUUACCAAGGCAACAGCCAAGAUGCUGGUGGCUACCAUGGCAAUGGUUACCCUGGAAAUGGCUACAAUGUUAAUGGUAACAAUGGGACUGGUUAUCAAGGCAACCAUUACUCCAGCAACGGCUACAGCAGCAAUGGAUACAAUGGUAAUGGUUACCAUAUUAAUGGAUACAAUGCUAACGGAUACAACGGCAACGGUUUCUCUGCACGGCGACGUAUGCUUCCCCCGACUCCCUUAGGUCGAAAGCCAAACUUCAACAUCCAGUGUUUGAGAAGGCAGACCAGUAAUGAAGAUCUGCCCAUUCCAGGCACUUACCAUCAAAACUCCCCACCCUGCAGGGCACAAGCACAGACAAACAACAGCUACGACUCACGGCGGAGCAGCAUUUCAUCUGGAGUUUCUUCGGCCUCUUGGGCAAACAACCAGGCCAGAAGGGGCCGUCUCCUCUACGCCCCCCUCAUUCUGAUGAACGAGGUGGGGGGCACUCAGGCAAUGUGGGGUGACACCAAUGGCAGCGCCAGUCUGCCGGCAUCGGCCCGUCCCGGGUGGAUUGGCAGUGGAAUGGCAGGCGUGGCCCAGCAGCCUCGGGCGUACACCACUCUCAGAGUGCCGUCCCAACACAGCCCCGGAUACAUAGAGAAGGGAAGCGCUGACAGCCUCGUGGAGUCGAUCCUGAUCUCUGAAGGCUUGGGUCAAUAUGCCAAAGACCCCAAAUUUGUUGACUUUGCAAAGCGGGAAAUUGCAGAUGCCUGUCACAUGACUAUUGAUGAAAUUGAGAGUGCUGCAACUGACCUUAUAAGUCGAGGAAGGGCAGGACAAGCGACCGGAUGCUUUGAGGAGGAUCUGUCUGAUGAGAUGAACUGUGUAAUAUCAUACUAAAUGGGCUUCAGUUUGUUGGCGAGGGCAGGACAGAGUGUCAGUGUGAUUGUGAUGAUCUCUGAAUCACAAACUCAAAUACAUUCACCUCUUCAUUUUAAGCUUGGUUGGGCAGAUUUAAUAAUUAUAUUCAUUUGAUUCAGUAGAUAUAAGGAAAUUGUGGUGACCACAUUGACUUCACCCCUGUUGCUUUGCAUAGAAGUUUAGUAAGAGCCUAAACAAACCACAGGAUUACUAUUCAUUUGACUCUCUAAGUUUAAAGUCAAAAUGGACAACUUUUUUUUUUUUUUUUAUGGAAUGUUUCAGCAUUUAUUAUAAAUGAUUUAUGUUGACUUUGCAAAAUGGGAAAUUGCAGAUCACUUGCUAAGACUUCCAAUGACGCCAGCUUUAGAUUAACAUACAACUGUCUAAUAUUAUCCUUAGAGUUAUAACGAUCACAAGCUGUAAUCAUUGCUGUAACAUGUUCAUUAUGUCUGCUUAAGUGAAUACAUGAUGUUUACUGACCAUAUAUACAUAUUUUAUUGCUAUAUAAUACUACCAUAUUGACAUUACUUUUAUAUACUCGCCUCUGGCUGAAUAGAAUACUUCUUGAUUAUAACAUUGAAACAUGCAUUUUCCGUGCAGCUGCUUUGAAACGAUAUGUAUUGUGAAAAGCGCUAUACAAAUAAACUUAUAUUGAAU
Sinocyclocheilus rhinocerous is the source of this 6795-nucleotide messenger RNA. Its product is annotated as voltage-dependent L-type calcium channel subunit alpha-1F-like. The record is from RefSeq and is a predicted model, not a curated record. Gene Ontology annotation, cellular component: voltage-gated calcium channel complex; membrane. Lineage: Eukaryota; Metazoa; Chordata; Actinopteri; Cypriniformes; Cyprinidae. Gene Ontology annotation, biological process: calcium ion import across plasma membrane. Gene Ontology annotation, molecular function: high voltage-gated calcium channel activity.